Messenger RNA from Glycine soja, 614 nucleotides. RefSeq lists its product as uncharacterized. Gene Ontology annotation, cellular component: U2 snRNP; precatalytic spliceosome. The transcript is spliced from 4 exons. Gene Ontology annotation, biological process: mRNA splicing, via spliceosome. Lineage: Eukaryota; Viridiplantae; Streptophyta; Magnoliopsida; Fabales; Fabaceae. The coding region runs from base 88 to 351 and encodes 87 amino acids. The record is from RefSeq and is a predicted model, not a curated record.
UAGAUAUUUAUGAUUUUAACGUUGAACGGGAUCGCUCUUCGUAGUGAAUUACAUUGCAUUGGGUUCUAGCAGCGUAUUUCACUCACCAUGCAGGCUAGUGAUAGGUUUAACAUCAAUUCUCAGCUCGAGCAUCUCCAAGCCAAAUAUGUUGGAACUGGCCAUGCUGAUUUGAACAGAUUUGAGUGGGCAGUGAACAUUCAACGUGAUAGCUAUGCAUCAUAUAUUGGGCACUACCCUUUACUGGGAUUCUUUGCUAUUGCUGAAAAUGAAUCUAUUGGAAGAGAACGCUACAGCUUUAUGCAGAAAAUGCUCCUGCCUUGUGGUUUGCCUCCCGAAAGAGAAGAAGAUUAAGAAUUGCCAUCUGGAUUGCAAAUGGAUCACACAGUACAGUUAAUAUAGCCUAUGACAGUUUGUUGUACCGUGUUAUCUUAUCAAGGAUACAGAUGGGUUGUUUGACCUUGAUCUGAUUAGAGAUUGUAUCAUCAUCUUUCUUUAGCUUGUGGAUGCUUAAGCUUUAGUUGUUAUGGAUCUUGGAAAUUAUGUCAAGUUUAGUUUCUUCUUAAAUCUUAAUGUUGCCGCGUUUCCUAAAUGGUGGCCUUUUAAAUUGAUUCAAA